GUAGCAACGCGUGUGAACAGUUUGGCAUUUUGUGAUGUGAGAUUUUUAUUAAAACUUUUUAUUAUUAUCUAAACCUUAAUAUUUAAUAAAUAAUGAAUGCCAAUGGGUUCUCCAGAUGAUGGAUACGGAGGUCUUCCGAAGUUAGUGUACGUGCAGACUACGACGACGCUGUGAUUGACUGUGUGCGUCUCUUGGUUAUAACCCAUAAGAUGAAAAUAAAAACUGCAGGAAUGCAAAUAAAAACAUUAGAACAUAUGUGAUGAGAAACAUUAUAUUUCGAUAUUUAAACGAUACGAGAGCUCGGAGUAAUGAUUUUCAGUGAACACAAACGGCUGGCGGCGCGAAUGUUAUCAUGCUAACUGUUUUCAUGACUAGUGGUGGCUGGUGUUAAUUUAAAAGAUGAUCAAGGAAAAGCACGAGAAAGGAUCAGAUGGUGUCAAAGAAGAGCCGGGCAGCUCUGAUAAGGAUUCCCCCAGCUCAGAUGUCCGUGUGAAGAAGGAGGAUGACCCAACUAGUAGUAAUGUUAAUGUGAAAAAGGAAUCAGGUAGGCCGGUGACCAAGAAUGGUGGUGUUAUUGGCUCAACUAAUUUGGGCUCAUUGCAUGGCUGCACUGAAUUAAAAACAGAAACUGAGGAUACCCCAUCAACAACUGACACCUCGAAUGCUGCACUCAAAGAGGAAAUAGAUCCCGAUAUACCCCGAGGUGCCUUCUCAUUGAAUCUGCCUUCUAGUGCUCCAGUGCAGCCACCGGAUGGGGUUCAGCCAUUGGCCAGCAAUGUUAUAAACAAACAACCUAGUAGCAUGGAAGUGCAAUAUAUGCAGCAGCAGAGUCAAAUAUUUGUCUUCUCAACAGUGCUGGCAAAUUCUGGUGCUGAAGAAGUUAUACAUGGCCGGUUCCCUUCAAUAAUUGCAUACCAUUGUGCCCAACCUGGAACAAAGAAAUAUCUUGAGAAAAACCCCCUUAAAAUUACACAAUUCAAUAGACAGAAUCCUGCACAGUGGCUUAAUAGUGUAAUGAAGAAUAACUGCAAGCGUAGUCCUGGCAUUGGACCGAAAAGUCAGCCUUCACUGGAUAACUUUUUGGGCCCAGAAGGUUUGGAGGACAUGGUUGGUCUUGGAGAUGGUGAUAUGCCAUGGGAUCAGAAGAACAAUCAUCAACUGGAAAGUUUAGACAGUGUCAGUAAUGGAUUACCAGAUGUCCCAGACAUGGACUCCUGCAGUCCAUCACUUGCAAAUGUGCAACCCUCAUUGCAGGGUGUUAAAGUGCCUGAUAAAGAUCUUACUCCUCAACAAAGACAGCACCGUGAAGUACAGCUGUCAACCCUGAGAAAAAUGCAAGAGAUGUUGUUUCCUGAAGCAACAAACAGUAACCCAACAGGUACACCAACAAGUGGAGCACCAACAACUGGUCCUCCACCAGUGAGUGAGCCAAUAGACAUGCCCUCAACAAUGAUUUCUGGGAGCCAAGCUCAGUCCAACAUGCCAGGACCAGGGCCUCAAAACCCUGGUAAUAUGAUGCAUUCAAAUAUGGACUGGCCUAAGAUGCAACAGAACUACUUUGACAAAGGAAAGCCGAUUCCUAGGGCUGCAACAGCAACAGGACCUCGCCUUCAAGGCCCGCCUCCACCAUAUCAUCAAACUCCUAGAUCCGCUAGUGUUCCAAUAGCGUUACAAAGCCCAAGUCCCGCAUCACCGAACAACCCCACUUCAAACUUAUCAUUGCCGUCACCAAGGGCUUCAUCCGCAUUGAAUUCACCCGCUGACUCUAACAGGCCAUUCGGACUUAAUAGACAUAUGAGCACAGGGCAAAGUCCCACUUCACAAGACUCUCCAUCACGUCACAAUCACAGUAAUCCUGGCACCCCAGUUUCAUCACAUUUAUCCCCUAGCGUAACCACAAGUACUUCAGAAACAACUACUCAUGCAAGGCCAGGUGACAACUUAUUUACUAGAACCCUCCAAUCCAUAGCAAAGGAAAUGAUGACUACAAACCCAUCUGCUCCCACCAGCGUCGCUAAUACUGCUUCUAAAGAACCUAAUCUCAUGCCAGUUCCAUCUCCACAGCAGAUACAAUAUUUAAAUACUUUUGAAGGCCAAGAAUUAAUAAUACAGAAGCAACCAAAUACAAGUUUAAAUAAAGAAGGGAACAUGAUUUCACCACCUGUUUUACCGACAACUAUGGACAGUGGUUUCCCGGGGAAUUCAGAUAUGGCUCAUAACAGAGUGUCCGGUCCAAAUACACCAACGUCUAUUGAUGUAGGUCCGAGAUUUCCAGGAACACCUUCCGAUGGCUGCAGAUUUCAAGUACCGAGCCCUCAUACUCCUACAGCUCAAGGAGAUAAACCUUCGAGGCUGAGUGGAUCUGGUCCAGGACUAAGUCCGCAGACGUCGGGACCACCAUUGAAUGAUCCAGUAAAAAGCGAAAUGUACCCAUCACCCACACCACACAUGAUGGACGUGACUAGGUUCCCUGGGCCGAGUGCAUCUCCCGGUACGAAAAUGGGCAAUUUUGUGAACGUGUCGCCGUCAGGAAAGAGCCCUCUGGACAUGCCGAACUAUGGCUGUGGGCGCGGUGACAACGUGCCACUAAAUCCAAAUUGCACAAGUACAAUGUCGGGAAAUCCAAAAGUCUCACAUUUCGAUCCGAUUUCUUCGCUUGCUCAAAUGAGUCAACAGUUAACAAAUAGCGUGGCUAGUUCCUUGAAUGGGCAAGGAAAUCCAGGAUCUGGUAUGAUGAAUUUUGGAUCCCCGUCAAUGCAUAUGAUGGAUAUGGGUGGCUGUCAUGGAAUGGGUGACAUGGACCAGGCCUCUGGUAUGAUGGGAAUACCAAUGCAGGGUCCUCCUCACGGUUUUCAUGCCAAUUCCCCGAUGGGCCCGUUACGCUCUCUAUCUCCAAAAUUGCAAGGUGCCUUUCCUAAUCAUAUGCCAAUGCCUCGAAUGAUGGGUCGUCCGCCUGGUCCAAACCCAUACAACGGCGCUAAUGUUCAAGUGAAACCGAAUGCUCCAAACACAAUCCAGUAUAUGCCUGCGAAAUCACAAGUUGGGAACGCUCCAGGUCCCAGAGGUCCACCUAGUCUCGAAUUUUUGCGAUUUACAAGCCCUCUAUCCAACAUCGAUAACAAGAUGCCAUCACAAAAUCUACAAUACUUUCCGAAUUGCGGCCCGAAUAGUGGACCAAUGGCAGGACCAGGCGGUCCAAUGUCGGGUCAUAUGGGACACAUGGAUGGACCUCCCAUGCAGGACGGUCCUAUGGGUGUCGGUCCAAUGAUGGGUGCUCCAAUGGGUAACGGUCCAGGGCCGAUGAUGGGACCUUCCAUGGGAAUGCCCGGAGGCAUGAUGCCCAUGAUGAGACCCAUGCGACCUCCACCUGGUAUGAUUCGAAUGCCGCAAAUGGGAUUUAAUGGUCCCCCAAAUAACGGAGGUCCCGGAGGAGAUGGUAUGUUUAAUCCUGGUCCACCUAACAUGCCAAAUCCCAAUUCUCAAAUGUUUGUAAGCGGAUCUAAAGGGAGCCCCAUGGGCAUGGGUGCUCCCGAUGCAAGCCAACCCUUGCCGCCCUCAAUGGGUCAGAGUAAUAGCUUUAAAAAUUCCCCAUUCGUAGGACCCACAACGGCUGACCCAAAUUACGCACAACAGUUCCACAAUUUCCAGCAGCAACUUUAUGCGACGACAACUCGCAGUCAAAUGGGAGGACAGGCUAUGGGUCCAGGUCCAGGACCUCCGCACACUCAACAGCCACCCUAUUAUAAUCCAAAAUAACCGAACCUAACAUUAACGUUGUGGUGCUGACUUAAUAACUAUAACUUAAGUUAAUAUGUUGACAAUGCUGAUUGAUGACUAUGAUGAUGAUAAUGAUGUUGAGUGGAGUGCGUGUUAGUUGCAGAGAAUUUUGUUUUAUUUUUGAUAUUACUAAUGAAGUAACCUGGCAAUAAUAUGAUGUGAACUAUAUUACUUUGUAUAUUAUCUUGUCUGUUGAUGAUAAAAUGAAAUGAAAAAAAAGAUGAACACAUCGUAUCGCAUCGAAUCCAAGUGCAGUUAAGGGUUGGCAUCCACUGUUCAUGUACAAAGCUGCCGGCCCUACGUGGGCAAUAUAUAUAUAUAUAAUUAUGCCUGAAUACGUGACGCUAUUCUGGAAUUGUGUACAUUUGCCAUAAAGACAAUUUUUAAGUUUUAUUUUACAUAUUAUUAUUAUGUUGGACUCUGUUUUAUUAAUAUAUUAUUUUAUUAACUAUUAGAAUCAGACCCUAUUGGUUCAUAUUGAGGUUUCACUAUUGCUCAUUUAAGUUUAUUUCUAUC
Molecule: messenger RNA, 4293 nt
Organism: Nicrophorus vespilloides
Lineage: Eukaryota; Metazoa; Arthropoda; Insecta; Coleoptera; Silphidae
Gene: lgs
Product: protein BCL9 homolog
Exons: 4
Coding region: 400-3756 (1118 amino acids)
Source: RefSeq, a predicted model, not a curated record